AUCGCUUGCAAAAUAGUUGCCAUUUCCAUGCAUUAUCUCUUUUUAGCUGCAUUUUGCUGGAUGCUAGCCGAAGGACUACAUCUUUAUAUGCAGAUUGUAGCUGUCUUUCAUCAGAAAGAUAAAAUUUGGAUGUAUUAUAUAAUUGGAUGGGGCAUCCCCGCUGUAAUUGUGGGAGUCGCCACUGCUAUCCGCUACGAUAAUUAUGGCGUAAAUAACACUUGCUGGUUAUCAACUGCAAAUGGUCUUAUUUGGGCGUUUGUUGGACCACUUAUUCUCGUUAUCUCGAUUAAUGGGAUAAUUGCGCUUAUUGUAAUCAGAAUUACGCUUAUAAAAUCCGCUAGCUCAAAUAUGGUCGAUCAUAAAGAAUCUGAAAAAUUGCGGCAAAUAAAGACAGCUACCAAAGGUUUUGCAAUACUAUUUCCAAUCUUAGGAUUAACUUGGAUAUUUGGAAUAUUUUCAACGGACAAAUAUUCUAUUCUAUUUAGCUAUAUCUUUGUUAUCUUAAAUUCUUCACAGGGAUGCUUUAUAUUCAUUUUCCACUGCUUAAUGAACUCAGAAGUAUGUACACCCGGAAAAACGUUAUACUGA
Molecule: messenger RNA, 588 nt
Organism: Trichoplax adhaerens
Lineage: Eukaryota; Metazoa; Placozoa; Uniplacotomia; Trichoplacea; Trichoplacidae
Exons: 6
Biological process (GO): adenylate cyclase-activating G protein-coupled receptor signaling pathway; cell surface receptor signaling pathway
Cellular component (GO): membrane
Molecular function (GO): G protein-coupled receptor activity
Source: RefSeq, a predicted model, not a curated record